CUACCUAUAAAUUGUUGCAUUAUUUAAAAAUAAUAGUGUACGUAUAGAGGUACAAGGUACUUAUCAAAUUUUAAAAUUAUUUAUAAUUUUUUAUCAAUCUUUAACAUUUAAUUUGUAGUAGGUUUAGACUUUCUGUAGUGUAAAUUGAACCUAGAUAAGCUACUAUUUUCAAUAUACCUACAUAUAAUUGUUAAAAAAUGAACAAUGAUAAAAACAAUUUACAUUUUUGAGCAAACCACCUGUAUGUGGUAAAUGUAUAACGUUAAAGCACUCCUUAACGCCCAUCAAAUCACAUAGUUGUAUCAAUGAUUUUUAGUUUGGAAUUUUUAGAUAUAUUAUAAAAAAAGUCAAAAAUAAUAUCGAUAUAUGUUGAUAAAACUAUAACAUAUAAAUUCCUAAAAACCUAACCUUUACUAUAAGUUUUCGAUUUAUAGUAAUUGUAAAGUAUCAUGUGUGUAAAUGACAUUAAUUCAUUAUCGUUAAAUUUAUACCAAUGCCCUCGAUAAUGAGAUAAAAUACAAUAAUUAUUAUAUAAAUGAAUGUGUGACGAGACCACCGUCGGUCGCAUUUGAUUCUCAGACAUUAUGGUGUAUCUCUUGCGGUGUCCCACACGUCCUGUUUUUUUCUCACACAGCAGUGUGCCAGUAAUAAGUGUAUCGGUGACCCAUUUUUAUAUAGUAACAACAACAACAACAACAACAAUAACAAUAGUAAUAACAAUAAUAAAUAAUGGAGAGCAGUUUUGUAGUAUACGAUACUGUCAUUAUAAUAUACGCUUAAAUUGUACACCUACAUCACGCGCACAGUCGUAGACGCAAUAAACCAGAUUUCUCUCGACAUAACAAUGACGGACACGAUUAUCGCGGCGGACACCAGUCUGGAGAUGGACGACGGCGAAAAUAGCAAACGUUCCGCCACGCGACUGUUGUCCAGGUCGUUGAGCAAGGUCAGCAACGUCACGUACGACACCAAGAAGAACAUGGCGCAGGGGAUGAUGGACAUCGCUCUGCUCACGGCCAACGCCAAUCAGCUUCGGUACAUACUGGAGUUUCGAGGGGUUAACUCUGCGAAUUUCGUUCUGCUGUUGAUGCUGAUCGCGUGCAGCCUCAUAUUACAAGUGAUUGUUGGAACUAUUCUCAUAUUCAAAGGUCGCAUGGCCUGUAUCAGUAGCGGCACAUCCAAUGAGAUAACCAAAGUGGAUGCCAUCAAAUUGAACAACUAUGUUGUCCUCGGAGUUUUUCUUAUAACCGUCAUCAACAUAUUCAUAGCAGCAUUUACAGUAGCACCGGCCUAAUAUAUUACUUAACACAACAAGGUAGCACACAGCACACCACCAACUAAAUAUUAUCUGUACUGCAGCAUAGAAGUAGCGUCCGAUCCGUGAUCUUCAGUUAUAUAACUUUGUUGUAUAAUAAAUUAACAAUUACUAUAUUUUACUUAUUAUAUAAGAAACAUCCAUGCUUUAUGGCACAGCUUGCCAAUAAAUAUGUGUUGGAUUCCAAUUAAUAAAUUCAAUUAAAAAUAUAUAUAAAUAUAAAUUGAUUUCAGAUUGCAUUUUUAUGCUAUAUUUCAAUAAAAAAAAAUGAUUACAGUAUAGUGAGUAUAAAAUAAAAUACAGAAUCAUUAAAUAAAACCAGGGGUGGUAAACGUUUGAAAAAUGAAACUAAAAAAAUAAGCGAUUCAAAAUGUUUUUGUAAAAACAGAAUUAUUUGGCAGGAUAAUUCAAAUUAAUCAAAGUAUUACGUCUGUCAAUACAAACAUAUUGUUCUGUGAUGAGUAGAAUUUUUAACCUAAGAAUAAUAACAACAUCAAAAAUUCUAGACAAUAUUAAGUAACUAAAAUUACAAUCAUAAUCCCCUAUAUCAUUAUUAUUUAUUACUAUUGUAAAAUUAUUAUAAUUUUUAUUGUAAAAUCAAUUGAAUUAUGACUGUGAA
This is a messenger RNA of Myzus persicae (green peach aphid), 1934 nucleotides long. RefSeq names its product ninjurin-1-like. Gene Ontology annotation, biological process: cell adhesion; tissue regeneration. Gene Ontology annotation, cellular component: membrane. The transcript is spliced from 2 exons. The record is from RefSeq and is a predicted model, not a curated record. Lineage: Eukaryota; Metazoa; Arthropoda; Insecta; Hemiptera; Aphididae. The coding region runs from base 845 to 1294 and encodes 149 amino acids.